Molecule: messenger RNA, 2104 nt
Organism: Morus notabilis
Lineage: Eukaryota; Viridiplantae; Streptophyta; Magnoliopsida; Rosales; Moraceae
Product: ankyrin repeat-containing protein NPR4
Exons: 6
Coding region: 156-2030 (624 amino acids)
Molecular function (GO): protein binding
Source: RefSeq, a predicted model, not a curated record
UCUUCGUCAACGACCUGCAUAAUCUCCUAUUAUUAGUAUUACCCAUAUAUACUAGUCAAGAAUAUAUCUGUGGACUCAUUUUGCGUCUUGAAGCAAGUAAACCCAGCAAUUGCUCAGCAAUCUUCAGGUUUCGGCUAAUUAAGAAAAUUAAAGAAAUGGAAGGAGUGUACAAAUCAAAUGCAGUCAUGCAUAUACAAGACAAUCAAGGGACAGAAAUGACUAAAGUAAUUAGUGGUGUAACAUCGACAUCAUGCUCACAAGUACAUGAACAUGUGAUCGUCGUUGAUAAUAUUGCUUCAGCUAAACCCCGGAUUCCAUCCUGUCAUCUAUUGGAGGACAACAAAGAAGCACGGCAGGAAUUCUUAAGAGUUUGUGUGCCGCUCACGAAAGCUGCAUUAAGAGGUGAUUGGGAAACUGCUAGAUUUUUCAUAGACCAAGAUCGGAGCAUUUUAACCGCCAGCAUUACGAAAGGCCGCCAUACUGUCCUCCACCUCGCGGCAGGAUGCGGCUGCGCGCACUUCGUCGCGCAGGUGGUCAGGAUGAUGAGCCGCGGAGAUCUCGAACUUCAAGAUCUCAAAGGGAACACUGCCUUGUGUUUCGCGGCUGCAAAGGGAGACGUACAGGUCGCCGAAAUUUUGCUAGCGAAGAACAAGGUUUUAGCGACAAUUCGUGGUGGUCAAGGAAUGACGCCGCUUUAUAUGGCUGUUUUGUUUGGACGCUCUGAGAUGGCCUCACUUUUGUAUCCAUUAACUAAAGAAUGUUUUGAUGACAAAGAUCGAAUUGGCACUUUUUUCACUUGCAUCGACACUAGCCUCUACGAUUUAGCACUAAAAUUUUUUAAGGACGACAAGUCACUGGCUGUAGCUCGGAACAAGGAUGGCAAGACAGCUUUACAUCUCUUGGCUCAAGCACCUUCAGCAUUUGCCAACGAGAAUUCAAAAGGGUGGAGUAAACUCAUCCAAUCAAUAAUGCCAGGUUUGAACUUUAAAUUGAAGAGAAAGCACUCGCAGCAAACUAGUGCCCUUGAGCUAGUGAGAUGUCUUUGGAAACAAGUUUUAAACAUUGGUCAUGAUUAUACCAUGGAGCAGAUCAGCCAUCCGUCAGAACUACUGUUUGAUGCAACAAAAUUAGGCAACUUUGAGUUCAUAGCAGAGCUUAUCAGCUCUUAUCCGGAUUUAGUAUGGGCAACUGAUAGACAAAACCGAAGUAUAAUUCAUGUCGCUGUUUUGAACCGUCAUGCGAACAUCUUCAACUUAAUACACGACAUUGGUCCAAUCAAAGACAUUCUUGCAACUUAUGAAGAUGAUGAGGAGAACAACAUAUUGCAUUUAGCUGCGCAGCUACCCCCUCUAGAAAGGCUCAACAUUGUAUCAGGAGCAGCUUUGCAAAUGCAGCAAGAGUUAUUGUGGUUCGAGGAGGUCAAAAAGAUUGCGCAACCUCUUUAUACGAAGGAGAAAAACAAGAAACGAAAAAAACCUAAAGAACUGUUUAGUAUUCAGCACAAGAGGUUAUUAAGAGAAGGAGAGUCAUGGAUGAAAAGCACAGCCAAUUCAUGUAUGAUCGUGUCGACCCUCAUCGCUACUGUAGUGUUUGCAGCUGCAUUUAGCUUACCAGGAGGUAACGAUAACUCGGGAACUCCCAACAAUCUUCAGUACACCUCGUUUCUGAUCUUUGUUUUGUCAGAUGGGUUGGCAAUGUUUUCCUCUGUUGUUGCAAUACUCAUGUUCCUUUCUAUCCUCACGUCGCGCUACGCCGAAAACGACUUCCUCAAAUCGCUGCCAUUGAAGCUGAUGAUCGGACUGGCAUCACUCUUUUUCUCCAUGAUAACCAUGAUGAUUGCUUUCAGCUUCACUUUCGUUAUUGCUUAUCAUCACUACGCGUUAAAAUGGGUCCCUUUCUUAAUUUCUAUUUUCGCAUUUCUUCCCAUUGUUGUGUUUGCUGUUCUGCAGUUUCCACUUCUGUUUGACACUUUCAGUUCAACAUACUGGUCUAGAGCUCUUUUCCAGCCAAAUAGACAUAUGUUAUACUAGGAAAUUAAGUUCAAUGUUGUAUUCAACAUUCUAUCUGCAUAAUAAUGUAUAUAUUCUUAAAAAUUAGACUUCUA